This is a messenger RNA of Papilio polytes (common Mormon), 2192 nucleotides long. Its product is annotated as facilitated trehalose transporter Tret1-like. The record is from RefSeq and is a predicted model, not a curated record. Lineage: Eukaryota; Metazoa; Arthropoda; Insecta; Lepidoptera; Papilionidae. Bases 607 to 2097 code for a protein of 496 amino acids. The transcript has 4 exons. Gene Ontology annotation, biological process: transmembrane transport. Gene Ontology annotation, cellular component: membrane. Gene Ontology annotation, molecular function: transmembrane transporter activity.
UUUUAAGCAGGGUCAAACAUAAAUUAUAAGCAAAAAUUAAUUUAGCUAUAAAUAUUUUUUUACACUUUUGAUUCUCAUUACCUAAGGUGGAUGCUUCAAUCUGGCAAAUUUUCAAUCAAAUCAAACAACGAAGAGGCAAACACCGAUAUCGUGUAGUGUGCUAAAACUACUAAAUGUCCGAUUAACAGAAGCCGUUCGGUAACGUUACUUUUAGUACAGUGCCGAGUAACAUUACUUUUUUUAGUAUAUCGUACGUGUACUACCCAAGACAACACAACAGUUCUGCGAUAGUUUAUUCAAAGUGUGCGCCCGUUAUAAAUAUCACACUGAAGUGAUGGCACUCAUCCAAUUACUUUAGUUUACCAACGUAUUUACAUAUUGCUAUUAACGUAGUGAUAAGGUGAUAAAAAUCUACGUUAUCUAUCGCCACUUUUAUCUCCAAGUGCUUCUGAAAUAACCACUGAAGUGAAUAUAACCAAUGUAAGCAAAGCAUACACUUCGACUGGUGUUACCAAUUUUAAUAACAAAGUUUUUUCGACAGUAUAAAGUGCCAGUUGUGUGAUGUUCGUAAACUAUGUAAACAGAAGUGAAAACUUGUAAAUCAACAUGUCUACUGAAAAAAAGGCAUCACCGUUCCUGAAACAAUGUUUCGUGACGGCGGCGGUGUGCAGUAACAUCGCGGGUCACGGCUCCAUCAUCGGCUACCCGGCCAUCCUACUGCCGCAGCUGCGACAGCCCGACUCCCAGCUCACGCUUACUGACGAACAGGGCUCAUGGAUCGCGUCAGUGCUAGGUAUUACAAUCCUGGUGGGCAACUUCAUGACGCCGCCCCUAAUGGAGCGGUUAGGCAGGAAGGUGGCACACUUCGCUGUAACACUGCCUAUCAUCGCCGGCUGGCUUGCUACUAUAUUUGCUUCGAGUUUUGAGGCUUUAUUAAUCGGGAGAAUUCUACAAGGUAUUUCGUUCGGAAUGAUUUUACCUUUGGGAUCAGUGCUUGUAGGAGAGUACACCAGCCCUAAGAAUAGAGGUGCCUUCCUCAUGUCGGUCUCUUGGGCGCAAGCUUUUGGUAUAUUCUUCGUCCACCUCGUCGGAUCUUUAAUUAGCUGGAAGAAGACUGCUAUAAUCUGUCUUUCAUUCUCCAUCGCCAGUCUACUUAUGACUCUCUACUCGCCUGAAUCACCGAGCUGGUUGGCAUCUAAAGGGAAAUACGACGAAUGCAAGAAAGUCUUUCGCUGGUUGAGAGGUGAUGAAGAAAAUGAUGAACUAGAAAAGAUGAUACAAACAAAACUCGUCACGGAACAUGUAAAAAAGCAAAUUACAUUCAAUGGAGUAAUGGAAGUAAUUAAGAAGAGAGAGUUUAUAAUUCCUAUAGUUUUAAUGAUUCACGCCAAUGCUAUGAUGCAGUUUGCCGGAGGGACGACAAUGGCGGCUUAUUCUACAACAAUUAUUCGAUUAAUAAUGGGUCCUGAAGCUAGUGCACAUUUCUGGAUGGUAGCUUUGGAUGCGCAAAGGUUAUUAUCGAAUACGGUAGCCGUGUACAUAAUUGACAAAAUGAAAAGACGGACUAUGAUGUUUUUAACUGGUGGUAUUUGCGUUGUAAGUCAUGUAGCUAUCGCUGGAUAUGUUUAUUUAAAAGUUAACAAUCUCUUACAUUACGAUGCUGUUUGGAUACCAGCUGUACUCAUCAAUCUGCAAUUCUUUUCGGUAGCUACAGGCAUGGUGCCGCUACCUAAUGUGAUUGCUGGAGAAGUAUUCCCCUUGGAGUACAAAGGACUUGGAGGAAGCAUUAGCGUAGUCUCCAUCGCCGCAUUUAUUUUCGUGACGCUUAAAACUUUCCCUGGCCUGAUAGGUUCGAUACAUUUAGAAGGGACAUAUUUAGUUUACGCGGCCGUAUUGACAUACAAUCUGAUCGUGAUAUGGUAUUUGUUGCCGGAGACGAAAGGAAAAACGUUGCAGGAGAUUGAAGAUGAAUUUAAAAGUAAGAAAGGUAAAAGUAAAGAUAUAGAAAAUGUUUUAGAAACGACUAAAAUAAACGAUACUGAUAGUAUAGAAGAUAACAAAAUUAGUGAAAUUGAAAAACUUAAAGAGAAAGAAUAGAAUAUUGCUAAUCCUGCAAAUGUUGGAUUGUGGGUUACAUUUAGUGUCGAGAGAUGGCGCUUAUAUGUUAAAAAUGUGAUAUUUAAAAAUUUAUU